AUGCACACAUACUGUAUCCUACUUUUGAUACUUGUGGCCACUAUUCACGUUAGUGGCACUGCAGCAUCGUCACACAAUCGCCCCGAAUCGGAUCUGAUUCAUGAUGUGGCACCGGUCAAAAGUGGUGCCGCUCUUGGAGCUGGUGAUGAUAAUCUUUUGCGCCGUCUCAAUGUGCCGCCACAAAAGACUGAUGAAGAGAGGAUGUUUGGUUUCACCCGGUUUUUUGAAUCGAUUAAGCGGUUUGGACCCCACAAGACUAGCUCGCGACUUGAAAAAAUAGCGAGCAUGCAUCGAGCGGAGAUGGCGGCCUUAAAACAGCGAAUGCGAAACAUGGAGAAUGCGAAGGGUAAACGAUACACUGGAUAUUGA
This is a messenger RNA of Peronospora matthiolae, 369 nucleotides long. NCBI's taxonomy places the organism in Eukaryota, Oomycota, Peronosporomycetes, Peronosporales, Peronosporaceae. The record is from the annotation of a GenBank genome assembly.